UAGUCUAAAUAACGCAGGUUAAAACUAUAAAAACACGAGUUUUGAUACGAGAAUUUGAGUGUAAAACUCAAAUCCCGUCAUCACCAACAUGCACCUCAAGGCUUUAACAUUGUUUUUUAUUGUUCUGUAUUGUCAGAGUGAGGUAUCAAGCUCCCUGAAGAUUCUGGGGGUAUUUCCAUUCCCAGGAAGAAGUCAUUUCGCCAUGUUUGGAGCUCUCAUGAGAGAAUUAGCGAGACGAGGGCAUCAGGUUGAUGUCAUUGGUAUGUUCCCCCUGGAAAAACCAAUGCCCAACUACACGGAUAUUGACAUCAGAGCAACAAAACAAUCCUAUCUCUUCAACAAUAUGAGUUACCCCGAAGCCAUGGAGCUCCGAAGACUGACAGUAACUCAUCUGAUAGAACUCUGUGCAGCUCCACUCUGCAAUUCAUUGAAUCAUCCAAAUAUGCAGAAAUUUUUCAAGACAAAAAAGGGAUCAUACGACGUUAUGAUUGUCGAGGUGUUCCUCGCUGAUUGCUUUACAGCCAUUGGAAAAUACAUCGAUGCACCGGUUGUUGGGAUAAUAUCCCUCCGUGCUCUUGAUUGGAUACUCGAGGAUUUCGGCCUCCCAAUGAAUCCCUCGUACAUACCCAGUAUAUAUUCAAGGGCCAGUCAGUACAUGACCUUCUGGGAGAGACUGAAGAACACUCUGAUAACACAUUACCUAACUGCUCAGGUGCAUUAUAACCUCGAGGCUGAAUUACCGUACGUGGAGAAGCAUUUCAAUCGAAAAUUGGCAUCCAUCCGAGAGCUGCGUGAUGAUGUGUCUUUAUUGCUCGUCAAUGAGUACUUCACCAUGAACGAUAUAAGACCUACACCACCUAAUGUCAUUGGAGUUGGUGGACUCCACGUGAUAGACGACGGGGACCAAUUGACUCCAGAAUUGCAAAAGUGGUUGGACGAGAGCACUCAUGGCUGUGUCUAUUUCACGUUUGGAUCGAUGAUACAGAUCGAAACAUUUCCGACAAAAACCGUGAAAAUAUUCUACGAAAUGUUCCGGAGAAUUGCUCCUGUCAGGGUUCUCGUUAAAAUAAUGAAUCCUCAGGCACUUGUUCCUGGUCUUCCAGAGAACGUUAAGACAGCUCGUUGGAUGCCACAAAUUGCUGUUUUGAAGCACAGGAACGUAAGAUUAUUUAUCACUCAUGGGGGUCUCAUGGGGACUCAGGAGGCUGUGGUAUUUAAGGUGCCUAUGGUGGGACUGCCUGUUUUUAUUGAUCAACCCUCGAAUAUGGAAGGCUAUGUCAGCAAGGGAGUUGCUAUUAAUUUGGAUCUUGAUAGUAUCACUGCGGAUUCGUUGACGUCUGCUGUUAAGACUGUUCUCAAUGACCCGAGUUACAGACAGAACAUGGAUGAACUGCAUGAUCUAUUUUUGGAUCGACCAAUGAGUGCCAUGGACACUGCUGUCUACUGGGUUGAACACACAGCAAGACAUCCAACAAUUCUCAAACAUCCAGUGAAGAGUUUAUCCUGGUGGCAAUUUUAUCUUUUAGAUGUUUAUGGCUUUCUCCUCGUUUGUCUCCUCUUGACUCUCUUCCUCGUCUUCAAGAUUUUAAGACUCCUGGGGAGAUCACUCUAUAAAAAACCUGACGAAAAGCAUUUGGAUAUUAAGAAAAAAAAUUGACGUUAUCAAAUCGAUUGAGUGACAUGUCCCCUUCUCUUCUGUGACUCAUAGAAUCAUUUUUACUAGAAGAAUUGAAUAAAAUAGAAAUUGUGGAGAUAA
Messenger RNA from Fopius arisanus, 1756 nucleotides. Its product is annotated as UDP-glucuronosyltransferase 2A3-like. Lineage: Eukaryota; Metazoa; Arthropoda; Insecta; Hymenoptera; Braconidae. The transcript has 5 exons. The record is from RefSeq and is a predicted model, not a curated record. Gene Ontology annotation, molecular function: UDP-glycosyltransferase activity. The coding region runs from base 89 to 1657 and encodes 522 amino acids.